AUGAUGUCACUGACAAGAACCCAGGGGAGUAAGAUUUUGCUUCGCACCAUACAUCCAUCGUUCUCAAGGACAUUUCUCCUCCCACUACGUCAUUACCAUGAGGAUGGAUCCAAGGAUAUCAAAACCCUGGAAGAUCUUGUAAAAUUGAAAUCGUUGGAUGGUGUAGACCCUGAAUUGAUUAAAAACCUUAUAUAUGAAAGAACUAAAGAGAUGGAUGUAAAAAAUGAAUUAGACAUGUUAAAGAAAUUUACAAAGGAGGAAAAAAGUACUCACGAUAGUCCCUUAAAGAAAUUCACUAGACCCCUGUGGGUGGUCCUAUUGAUGAGUUCAUCCGUCUAUUUGGGAUGUCAUUAUUUGUGGUGGAGACUAGAAUAUGUGGAGAGGGAAAAGGAGUUGAUGGAACAAGUGGAAACCUUAGAAAACGAGUUGAAUACUCUAUUGGCUACGAAACCAAAUCAAUUGGAAUUAGAAGCCCAGUCUGAUCCAAAGAGUCAACCUUUUUACAAGCGUUGGUUUAGCAGGUAA
Molecule: messenger RNA, 525 nt
Organism: Naumovozyma castellii
Lineage: Eukaryota; Fungi; Ascomycota; Saccharomycetes; Saccharomycetales; Saccharomycetaceae
Gene: INA17
Product: Ina17p
Exons: 1
Coding region: 1-525 (174 amino acids)
Source: RefSeq, a predicted model, not a curated record